Messenger RNA from Cotesia congregata, 3027 nucleotides. The record is from the annotation of a GenBank genome assembly. Lineage: Eukaryota; Metazoa; Arthropoda; Insecta; Hymenoptera; Braconidae.
AUGGCAAGCAAGACUGAAGACUCUGUUUCUGUGGACAAUGCUCCUGAUGGUAGCGUCGAUAAAGAAAUAUUAUCAUUAAGUGGAUCAAACAACUCCAAUCACCGUGUACCUCCUUAUAUAUACAAUGGAGGAUCUGAACAAGUGCGUGAAAAUUUGGAGCACGAUAAUCUUAAUCAUUUUCGUCCAACUUCAGAAGACCAAUUAGGACCAUUGCCACAUAAUUGGGAGAAAGCUUACACCGAAACGGGAGAAGUUUAUUUUAUUGAUCACAACACAGGUACGUCUCAUUGGUUAGACCCACGUCUCUCAAAAUUCCAAAAGCGUUCAUUGGAAGAGUGCCUUGACGACGAGUUACCUUACGGAUGGGAAAAAAUCGACGACCAGUUAUAUGGAACAUAUUUUAUCGACCAUGUAAAUCGCCGAACGCAGUAUGAAAAUCCAGUUUUACAAGCGAAGCGUGCUCAGCAGAUUUUAACAGAGCGUAAAAGUCCGAAUUUUACCCGGAAUCCAAAGAAACUAAAAGGCCAGCGGAUCCAAACCACACUUAUCAAAAGCUCCCGCGGUUUGGGAUUUACAAUCGUCGGCGGUGACGACACAGUUGAGGAAUUUCUACAGAUAAAAAGUGUCGUGCCAAAUGGUCCAGCAUGGCUCGACGGAAAAUUACAAACAGGCGAUGUUUUAGUUUACGUAAAUAACACCUGCGUUCUGGGAUUCACCCACAAUGAAAUGGUGAAUGUGUUUAAGUCAAUAGCAAGCAGUGAGACGGUGACCUUGGAAGUAUGUCGCGGCUAUCCACUGCCGUUUGAUCCGAAUGAUCCCAAUACCGAAGUAGUAACUACGAUAGCCGUGAACGCUCCAGACAUGAUGCCGGACGAUCCGAGUAUCUAUUUGGAGCUAGAUCCAAAUAUGCAGAACGACAACCGAUUUGGCUUUCUCGACUCUUCGUUCUUGCCCGUACAUGGUCUCCAAAAUGGCGAGAACUUAGCUACCGCUUCCGUUAACUCAAUGCCAGAUCUCUGUAUCUCCGAUAAAAUAAAUACUAUUAAACGACCGAACAGUACUGACAUAUUACUGUCCGAUUCUACGGACUAUAACGACCGGAAAGAGUCACCACCACCUUCCAAGUCUGAGUUUCUGAGUAUCCCUGUGAUUAAAGGUAACCAGGGUUUUGGAUUCACGAUUGCUGACUCAUCUCACGGGCAGAAAGUUAAAAAAAUCUUGGACAGAAAUCGGUGCAAAAAUCUUCUUGAGGGAGACAUACUUGUUAAUAUUAAUGACGUUAAAGUCAGGAAUAUGUGUCACACGGAAGUUGUACAAGUAUUGAAAGAAUGCCCACGGAAUCAAGAAGCUUUGAUCCAAGUUCAGCGUGGUAAAUCAAACGAUAAGAAGGAUAAAAUAAACCAAUGCUUUUUCCGUAGUAAAACACCCACUGCGGAUAUUUAUAGCACCCAAGCCAAAACAGUGGUGCCGAGUCGUCCGAAAACGCCGCUAAUAGACACGAGAAAUCGCACCAAGUCUCCAGUUGUCGAUGUGAAUAGACCCGAGUGGCGGACUAAUACUGCUGAUAUUAAUUCAAUGGAUGAUAGGUGCAAGUACACUGAGUACAGUACACAUGAUGUGUACUAUACUGAUCCAUACAAAGAUAAUAUGGUGGGUAAUUUAGCGGAUAAUUUUGGCCAGAUGGUAAACAUGGACGACGAACCGAUGAGACACAUCAAACGUGAAUGGCGGGUCAAUGAUAAGAUGAGCUUACCAAAUGAAAUGUAUAAUAUGGAGUCAUCUCUUCAUAGUCCGACAAUGAAACAAAAUGGAAGCAUUCAUCAGGAUUAUUACAAAGAUAUUUAUGGCGCGCGAAUGCAUCCUCAAUAUGUUGUCCAAGAUUACAAUAAUUAUAGUAUCGGGCAGGAACAAAAUGUGGACACUGGUGAGAUUUGGGACAAGCGAAAGGAAACGACGAGCUUUGAACAUGAGCAACCACGCUCUAGCUCGGUAGCUAGGUAUCAUCCGCAAUAUGGCAAUGAAAUGGUUUGCCCGACGAUACCUGAUGUUGAGUGGAUUGAAACUUUGGUGACGCUGGUAAGACAGGACUCCGGAUUUGGAUUCAGGAUAGUCGGUGGUACGGAAGAACAUUCUCAAGUAUCUGUUGGACACAUUGUACCUGGUGGAGUUGCUGAUAUUGACAAUAGGCUCAAUCAAGGGGACUUGAUAAUGUCUGUCGAUGGCGAGAGUGUAAUGAACUCCAGUCAUCAUCAUGUGGUACAGUUGAUGAUUGCUGCUGCGAGAAAUGGUAGAGUUACUUUGGGAAUUAGGCGACGGAUUAAUGCUCAAGAUUUGCAACCGUCGUAUGACAGCGGUCGACCGAUGAAUAUGCAGUAUCCGUAUGAUGUUGCUGUUACGAGGAUGGAAAAUGAAGGGUUUGGAUUUGUUAUUAUUUCUUCGGUUAAUAAGGCUGGUUCGACUAUUGGGAGGAUUAUUGAAGGAUCUCCUGCCGAGCGAUGCGGUAGGCUUGAAGUUGGGGACCAUAUUCUUGCCGUUAAUCAUGUUGAUAUAACUAAUCUUUGUCAUAAGGAUAUUGAUGAAUCUACUGGAGAUGGUGAUGGACAAUAUCAUGCAGUUGAAUUAACUCGAGGAACACGUGGCUUUGGAUUUAGCAUACGAGGAGGACGUGAGUUUCAGAAUAUGCCUCUAUUCGUACUCCAGAUUGCAGAUAAUGGUCCAGCAGCUAUUGAUAAUCGAUUAAGAGUUGGAGAUCAAAUAAUUGAAAUAAAUGGAAUUAAUACGAAGAACAUGACGCAUGCGGAAGCUAUUGAAAUAAUUCGCAAUGGUGGUCCAUCAGUAAGACUUUUAGUACGUCGUGGGUGUCAAAUGCCGAGUGCGAAUAGUGUUACAUUUGAUGAAAUAAGCAAUCAAGUUAUUGACGAUGAUGACACCUUAAGAAAUUCCGAGAUAAUUUAUCAUACAAAGCGUACGAAAAAACGAAAGUUCUUCAUUCCACUCUGCUGCUGUUCCUCGAGAAAACGGCAAUGA